Messenger RNA from Entelurus aequoreus (snake pipefish), 2872 nucleotides. It is a transcript of the gene rsph10b, whose product is annotated as radial spoke head 10 homolog B. Lineage: Eukaryota; Metazoa; Chordata; Actinopteri; Syngnathiformes; Syngnathidae. The record is from RefSeq and is a predicted model, not a curated record. The transcript is spliced from 18 exons. Bases 223 to 2160 code for a protein of 645 amino acids.
UAACACUUGCUAUAGUGACGAUUUCUGACGCUUGAUAUUUGAACAUUCAUUCAGUCCUACUCACGUUGCCUAGGGGACGUCAACAACAUUUUGAUCAUUUCCGGUCUCGUAGUCGGGUCCUACAGGCACACUCUUGUCGUCAAAUUUGGACAUUUUCGGUGUUUGGAAUGAUUCAAAUUUGAGAUAAGGUUACAAACGUAUCAUUUUUUAACCUACACGGAAAUGCAUUUACAGAGAAGAGCAGGUAAUUUCAAACAGGCGAUAUCUGACGGCGAGCAGCAGCAACACAAUGGUUACUUAUUUGACCUCCCUUCGUUCUUUAUCCUAACUUUCCAAAGAUAUGAAGGAGAAUCCAAAGAAGGCCGGUUUGAUGGGAAAGGUCUGGCCAAGUUUAAAGGACGCCAUUUUUAUAAGGGAAUCUUCUCCAUGGGACUAAUGCAUGGAACUGGUGUCUUCACAUGGGCUGACAGAGUGCAAUAUGAGGGAGAGUUUGUGAACAACAUGCCCAUGGGCCAAGGCAUGUACAGCUGGCCAGACGGCAGCUCCUAUAAAGGUGACGUGUGCAACAGUGUCAGGCAUGGGGAUGGAACCCACAAAAUUGGCAAAAGCAAAGUGGCAUACCAAGGUCAAUGGAAUCACAGCAAGAGGCAUGGAAAGGGCACUGUGUAUUAUAACCAGGAGGAGACCUCUUGGUACAAAGGAGAUUGGAUUAUGAACAUAAGAGAGGGAUGGGGCAUACGAAGCUACCCGUCUGGUAACAUUUAUUUUGGUGAGUGGAGGAAUAACUUAAGAAACGGAGAAGGCACCAUGAGGUGGCUGAACGUGGGACAGCUUUACAUUGGGAACUGGCGAGAUGGAGUCCAGCAUGGCCAAGGCACUCACGUGUGGCUGGUGAAGCGAACAGAUGGAUCGGAAUUUCGUCCAAGUAAUCAGUACACGGGGAAUUUUUUCCUGGGUCAGAGACAUGGACAUGGAAUCUUUUAUUACUCUAGUGGUGACACCUAUGAGGGAGGAUGGAUGAGCAAUAAAAAACACGGGAAGGGAAAAGUAACCCUCAAGGAUGGCCACACGUUUGAAGUACAGUUCAUCAAUGACAAAAUGGAGACUACCAACAUGACAGAAAACGGAACAUCUAUUCGACAUGGUGUGGGUGAGUCCACUCUUGGACCAGACAUGACUGUCAACAUUGAUUGUAUUUUGGAGAAAUUUCCUCUGGGAAAACGAGAUACCGAGCUCAAACAGGUGAGGUUCGUGCUGCUAAGGCACAAGACAGAGUUUAGGGCUAUCUAUCGUUUCUACAGCAGACUGGGACAACGCCAGACUCCAGGUGGUGCCUUUCUGCUGUCCCGCAUGCAGAUGUGGCGCCUGCUCAAAGACUGUUACAUCCACCAUCAUGGCAUCACCUUGGCAGAGCUGGAUCUUUUUAUAAGAGACAACCCGGACCCAGCUGAGGUUCACUCCCCCUUUACUCCCAUCAUGCUCUGCCGCUUCCUCAGCUGCCUGGUAGUCAUUGCUUACCACAUCUACCAGAAGGACAUUGAUCCUGUUCCCCCUCUAGAAAACGAAGGGGUCCACAUGGAGUUUGAUCAUUCAGAGCCAUCAAGUUACCUUCUGGCUUCUUGCUUCUCCAAACUGCUGAUCGAUGACAUAUUUCCAAAUGCUAUGAAUGUAAAAGGCUUCCUGUUUAACCCACCGGGGCAUGCAGUUGUAGCGGUUGACUAUGUGAGGAAAAGUUUGGAGGUCUAUCAGGCUUACUGUAGGCUCAAUGCACCCCCCAGGGAUGACUGCACUAUGACAAACCGGCAAAUGCUGUGGCUGUACAAGGAUCUCAAACUUUUUGACUGUAAUUUGACCGUAAACAACAUCAUAGAAAUAAUCUGUGAAGAAAUCUGGGACCCUGGUAACGUGCCAGCAUGCAUGGAAAUAGAGGUUGUAUUCCUAGAAUUCUUUGAGGUUCUCCUCGGCUGUGCUGAGAUUAAAUGUCAGGAGAUGUCAGAUUGUUCCUCCAAUUUAAGACCAUGUCUCUCCUCCCCAGCAGUUUCUCUUAAAUGGCAACAAUUGCUGACCAAGGGCCUCGCACUGGAAGCUUGGAUUCAGAAGAUCCAUCACUUCUUCAACCAGUUUUUCUUUCCUGCUGUUGACCUUCUCCAGUUAGCAUGAUCAGCAACAACCAGUUGAAGAAUUACACGACUGGUGAAUGAGUUAAUUGUACAAGGUCUAUUUCAGCCUACUCUCAUAAUUAAACAGAAGAAAGAAACAACUCAUUCUGCCAGUUUAUGUAAACUGACGAGCUCAAAGUAUUUAACAAUGUAGAAGCCUUCCUCUAAUUGCAGAUAUAUUGUAUGUGUUAAAGUUGAAAUGUAUAGGGCUAUCACAACUAAUGUGGAUCAGUGGCCUAGUGGUUAGAGUGUCCGCCCUGAGAUCGGUGGGUUGUGAGUUCAAACCCCGGCCGAAUCACACCAAAGACUAUAAAAAUGGGACCCAUUAUUUCCCGGCUGGGCACUCAGCAUCAAGGGUUGGAAUUGGGGGUUAAAUCACCACAAUGAUUCCCGAGCGUGGCCACCGCUGCUGCCCACUGCUCCCCUCACCUCCCAGGGGGUGAUCAAGGGUGAUGGGUCGAUAAUUUCGCCACACCUUGUGUGUGUGUGACAAUCAUUGGCACUUUAACUUAACCCAUUGUUUUUAUAUAGUUAGAAAUAUUAACCAUUAACCCAUUUGCUACACAGAAAGACUCCAAAUCCCUGAAACAUCUCUGGCAACAAUUUUUAAAGCAGUUUGUCCAAGAACCGGUAGUGUUAGCGUCACUCAUGCGCACAUGGGCUGUUGAUCCGCUAGUGACACGCUGCAGAAGCAAACAAGUCAAUAUGAAAAA